AACCCAAAAAAACAAAUGUCGAGUUUACAGUUUUUUUUUGAUUCGGUCGUCAAUUUUACGCGGGUUUAUGGAAUUGUAAUUGUAUCCUAAUAUAAAUAUUCCGCAAAAGUAUAUCUUUCAUGUAAAUGAACUAAAACAUGGAGUUAUCCCGUGGAAUAUGUAUUCUAUGCGUUAGUAACACGAAGAUAGUGAGUCCGCCUCAAGCCCAGGAAAUCACUUCAUUAAUUAAAGAUGUGUUAUUUGGUCUGAUAGACCUUGUUAAAUUUGAUGAACUUAAUUCUGGUCUAAAAGUAUGCCCCAGUUGUCUGCACGAUAUAGUAACUUUAUCGAAAUUAAAAUCUAAUAUUACCGAAGAAUUUUUUGGACACAAUGAGAAGUGUUCUCUAUGUUUAAGAGAUGAACAUUUAGUUGCUGUUUCGCACUGGGACCAUUUUGAUAAUAUUUUGGGGAAUAUUACACUGGUUAAAAAAAUAUCUAAAUGUAGUGUCUGUCUCGACUGCAUUAAGUAUUUAUAUUUGACAGAUAGAAUUAAACUAAAUUUAAUAAAGAAAUACCCUCACCUUGAUAUUUCUGACCAUCAAAAAAUUAAAGACAAACUCAGUAGGUCUCCCUCAAAAUCUAAAUCUCCUCCAAGCUCUACUUCAAAUGCAAAAAGCAAAUCUAAGAAAAUUUCAAAACGUCCAGUUAAAGUGAAAACGUCAAGAGACAUUAAGAGACUGUUAAAACAUUUAAAACCUUUAAAUAAAACUAGGUUUGAUGUGAGCAACUUUAAAGCGGACAGAAAGCUGUAUAAUCAAGUUGCCUUUGUCAGAAUCGAAGUACCAAAGAAUCUUAGUCGUAAUAGUGAGCCUACUGUUGCUCAUGAAAAAAAUAAACUGAAGAUAAAGAAAUCUACUGAAAGUUAUGUGAUUGAGAAACCGGAUGAAUCGAGACAUAACUUUUUUAAAAUUAAGCUUAAACCAACGAAGAAGGCAACAAACGCAAAAGUAAGUACGCCACAUUCCUCGAACGAUUCGUUACAGAGCGAUCAAAAAAAGCUAUAUGUUAAACUGUUAAAAAUGGACUUAUAUGCAACUACAAAUGUAAAUGAGUGUAACAGAGAUAUUAGUUCAACAAAUAUUAGUAAUGAAAUAGACACUAACGAUAACGAAGCUAGUUAUAGUCCUAAAACUUCACUACGUUCUACACCGACGAAAGCAAGUCAAAAGAUGUUUGACGAUGAACCAUCCUCCAGUAAAUCCCGGAAAACCGUCAGUUUUUCCGACGUGUUGAGCGUCGAAGUUAAAGCAGAGAAGAAGCACAACAUCAACGGAAGUCCGUUGAAAUCGUUAUUAAAAAAAUCGUCAACCUUAAAUACCAAUCUAUAUUCAGAUUCAAACUGUGAAAACGACGAUAUUCAAUCGUCGUCUCAAGCAGCUGAAGAAAAUAACGUUAGUAUUAGGACAUCAUUUGACUCCGACGAUGAAGAUGAAGCUACAGAGUCUGUAAGUGCCUUGAUCAAUAAAAUAACUCAUGACAAAUAUAACGACGACUCGAGCACUCUUCCAAAUGAUAUCAAGAACUUGGAUAAAACUGAAAAGACUCCAAGUGUCAGGUCUGAAUUAUCAGACGACUCAAAUCGUGAUCAAGAAUUAAAUGAAAAUACCGAUUUCUUCACUUUGGAGGUUUCAGAAAAUGAAUCUGAUAAAGAUCUUGAAGAGGGUCCAGUCUCUUCAACGACAGACUCUGAAAAAAAAUCUUUAAACGAAACUGAAAAAGCUCAGAGUAACCUUGAAGAAAGUGAUGUAGAUAAGAGCAGUAAAAAUGAUACAAGUGUUGAUAAACAAUGUGAUAGUGCUGAUAGUAACAUAGUUGAGGAGGAAAGUACUGAUGAGGUUAGUAAGAAAAAGCAAAGAAAUGAUAGUGAGAAUGAUUCUGCCCUUAAGGAAACUGAUGUAGAUAAAAGCAGGGAAAACCAUACAAGUGUUGAUAAACAUUGUGACAGUACUGAUAGUAACGUAGUUGAGGAGGAAAGUACUGACGAAGUUAGAAAGAAAAAGCAAAAAGAUGAUAGUGAUAAUGAGUCUACCCUUAAAGAAACUGAGGUAGAUAAAAUCAACGAAAACGAUACAAGUGUUGAUAAACAUUUUGAUAAUACUGAUAGUAAUGCAGUUGAGGAGGAAAGUAUUGAAGAAGUUAGUAAGAAAAGGCACAGAGAUGACAGUGAAAGUGAGUCAGCUCCAGAAGAACAUAAACAGAAAAAAAUCAAAUUAAAUGAAAAAAAUCAUAAUACUGACUGUAGUUCAGAGGAACCAAAGAAUCUAGAUGAAAGUAACAUUAUAGACCUGUUUGUCUCGGAAUAUGAGGUGAAUAAUGAAGCAACCAAGGACCAGUUAGAUCCAUUAGAUACUUCAGAAAAACUUCCAGCGGACGGUAGUGAUGAAACCAGUCACACGGAUGAUAAUGAAGAUAAUUUAAAUUCAACGUUGGAAAGUAAUGGAGACAAAUCGAUUACAUUAAACGAAUUGAACAGAAGCAAUAGCAGUAAUUUGGAGUCAAACGACCCGGUGGAGGUCUUAAAGCAAACAAAUAUGGAAAUUAGUAGUCAAAAAGACGGUGAUCUCCUUCCUGAGAAUAGUACAGAAAUCUGUGGGGAAAGUAUUAAUAAUAUUUUGACUGAUCCCGAUACUGUUUCAGAUGUGACAAAUUCAGAGCUGAAUGAAGGAAUUAGUACAAACGAUCUUGUUCUUAACGAAUUGGAAAACAUUGAAAAUAAACGUAGAGGAACUCAAAAUGAAAACAAAAUCGGGUUGUUAGAAAUACAAAAUAUAAAAAUGGAAAAAAAAGAAUUUUGAAAUUAUGCCAAUACAUACCAAAUGCAUUGAUAUAUAUAUAUAUAUAUAUAUAUAUAUAUAUAUAUAUUUGUUAUGUUAGUGAGUUAAAUUGUUUAUUUUUUUAAUGUGUUAUACCCUUGAUUAAGGAAAGGGUUAUACUCUGUUAUACUGUUCAGAAAAUAUUUUUUGUUUUAAUGGAAAUUUAAGUUGAAGUUUAUUUGAAAUUUUAAAUUUUGUAUUGUUACAAUGCCUCUUUUUGGAUGGCUAAUUUAAUUUUUUCAAAAUUAAACUAAUAAAGUGUAAAAAAAUUAUACAAAAUGCAUAUAUCUACCUACUAUUUAUAAAAGAACAUGUAUUUUUAGUUUUUGAAAUAAAGCUAUAAACAUGAACUGAAAUUUCAUUAAUUUUUGAAAACGUCUUCUAUUAACGUUAAACGUUAAAAAGAACAACGUAGUUUUAUAUUUAAUUGUUGAAAAUGAUAGGCACACAGCUUAAAGCAGUAUGUUUUAAUUUAUAUGAUAUGCAUUAUUGACAGUUGCAUGAAAUAAAUAACGUCACAUAUUCUGCAUUGUAGUGAUGUGCUUGCUUCAAUGUUAUUUCCACCUCACUUAUUUUAACCUUUCUCUAUGUAUACAGGAGUUGGCAACCCUGUACGGGAUAAUCGAAUACGUAGGCUCCUCUUCUUUCUUUUUGUGUCUCUGUCGACCUUGUUAAGUCAGUUACUUUUAUCUUUGUUUUAGUUCCAAGAUGCCCAAGCCUAUACAGGCAUUGUAAUUUUAAAUUAGACUGAAUCAAGAUUUGAUAAUAAUAAUUAUACUCAUUUCUCAUCAUUAUAUAAAUUAUAGUACAGUAAAACUGUACAAAAUGUAAAAUUAGUCUGUCCAACAACUCAGGAAAGAUUUCGACAGACCACAUAAAAAUGACAGGAAAUACAAUUUACCAGUGAAUUAAUAAAAAAAAAAUUGUGAAUUUCUGGAUAGUGUCUGUCAAAGUCAUCUCUUCUCUCGUUGGACAGACGUUACUAAUUCAUAAUCAGUGACAUACCUUUACAGGGUGUCAUUGAAAUGGUGUAAAA
This is a messenger RNA of Sitophilus oryzae (rice weevil), 3888 nucleotides long. Its product is annotated as protein PFC0760c-like. NCBI's taxonomy places the organism in Eukaryota, Metazoa, Arthropoda, Insecta, Coleoptera, Curculionidae. The coding region runs from base 138 to 2834 and encodes 898 amino acids. The transcript has 5 exons. The record is from RefSeq and is a predicted model, not a curated record.